Molecule: messenger RNA, 468 nt
Organism: Zychaea mexicana
Lineage: Eukaryota; Fungi; Mucoromycota; Mucoromycetes; Mucorales; Lichtheimiaceae
Product: Alpha/Beta hydrolase protein
Exons: 4
Coding region: 1-468 (155 amino acids)
Biological process (GO): proteolysis
Cellular component (GO): fungal-type vacuole
Molecular function (GO): serine-type carboxypeptidase activity
Source: RefSeq, a predicted model, not a curated record
AUGUCGUUUGCUCCAAUUGCAGAGUAUAUUGGCCUUGACUUUCACAUAGCCGGCGAGUCAUAUGCUGGCCACUUUAUUCCAGCCAUCGCUACGGAGAUUGUGGAUGGCAACAACCUUGCUGCUGCUGCAACGACUCACGUAAACCUCAAGUCAUUGCUCAUCGGUCUACUACGGACUUACCUCAACCGCGCAGAUAUCAAGCACAAGGUGGGAAGCAACGUCGGUUCAUACUUUAACUUGAAUUACUUGUUCCAGCGCGCUGGCGGUUGGAUGCGACUUUAUGUGAACAAUAUUCCGCGACUUUUGGACCAGGACAACGUCUCAAUCUUGAUUUACGCUGGUGAUGCCGACUUUAUCUGCAACUGGAUUGGUAACAAGGCGUGGACCCUUAAGCUGGAGUGGAGCGAUCGUGAGGCUUGGAGGCAGGCUGAGGAUGUCGAGUGGAAUCAAAGUAGGCCAGAUACGUAG